AUGAAGGGCGCCAUCCAGUUCAAAACCACAAGCAAGGUCUUUCAUGCCACGGGACACGGCGUGCUUUCGGGGGAGGAUUACGUGUAUCAGUACGACGCCUUCUACCCGGCGAACGACGACGUCAUCAAGGUCUACCACAGCAACAUUUCAGCCUCCCGGCUCGCCGUGUGGAAGGGCUACAACGAUCCUGUGAUCCAGACAGGGUGGAACUUUUGGGAGGACCACCGAGACGGCAUCUCGAUCGAGCAGUUACACGUGAUCCACUCCCGAUACAAGAGGAGUGGCGAGUACAUGUUAUCAGCACAAGCUCGUGCCACCCUCGAGAGGCGGUGUCUGUGGCGUGCGCUCACGCGCUAG
Messenger RNA from Emiliania huxleyi CCMP1516, 357 nucleotides. RefSeq lists its product as hypothetical. The record is from RefSeq and is a predicted model, not a curated record. The coding region runs from base 1 to 357 and encodes 118 amino acids. The transcript has 2 exons. Lineage: Eukaryota; Haptophyta; Isochrysidales; Noelaerhabdaceae.